Molecule: messenger RNA, 1695 nt
Organism: Penicillium longicatenatum
Lineage: Eukaryota; Fungi; Ascomycota; Eurotiomycetes; Eurotiales; Aspergillaceae
Product: AFG1/ZapE family ATPase
Exons: 3
Coding region: 1-1695 (564 amino acids)
Biological process (GO): protein quality control for misfolded or incompletely synthesized proteins
Cellular component (GO): cytoplasm; mitochondrion
Molecular function (GO): ATP hydrolysis activity; ATP binding
Source: RefSeq, a predicted model, not a curated record
AUGAGUCAGCCGUCUGCCAAACUCUGCGCCGAGUGUUUCUCGGGCUCCUUGCGGUCGUCCCGGGCACUGCGGGGCGUUCGUGUUGCUCGUGUUGCUCGUGAGAGAACAAACAACGCCGCUCAGCGGAGGGGAAUCUCCUCUGCGGCUGCACGUCGGGAUCGUUCCUCGUCACUCACCUUUUCUACGGGCAGAUUUGCUGGUGACCAGUUGCCAUUGCGAUCGACGCAGAGAGUUCGGAGCUUGGCUACUACUAGUGAUGCGACAGUAAAGGCGGCGCAAAUGGAGAAGAAGGUGUCUGGACCCCCGCAGGAUGGACCGAUGAAGGAGUAUGAUGACCGGGUGCAGGAGGGUCGGUUGCGAGAUGAUCCGUAUCAAAGAGCAAUUAUCCAGAACCUGCAGAACCUAUUCGAGGCUCUAAAAGAAUAUACUCCGCCCGCAGUCAUUCAUCCCACCGUCGAGUCGUUGGACCCCGAACCUGAACCGUCUUUCUUUGCCUCGUUGUUCAGCCGCGGUGGCAAAGAAGCACCAAAAUCGGCGAUUCCCGAGUCCCUUCCCAAGGGCCUGUAUAUGUUUGGCGAUGUUGGGUGUGGAAAGACCAUGCUUAUGGAUCUUUUCUUUGAUACGUUGCCUCCCAAUAUUACGACCAAGACCCGCAUCCAUUUCCACAACUUCAUGCAAGAUGUACAUAAGCGCAUGCACGUUGUCAAGAUGAAGUAUGGUAACGAAUUUGAUGCAUUGCCUAUGGUUGCUGCAGAUAUCGCCGAGACUGCUAGCGUGCUUUGCUUUGACGAGUUCCAGUGCACUGAUGUCGCCGAUGCGAUGAUAUUGCGGAGACUCUUGGAGAUCCUUAUGUCCCACGGUGUUGCCGUCAUCACCACCUCCAAUCGUCAUCCUGAUGACCUGUACAAAAACGGCAUCCAGCGCCAAUCAUUUAUUCCCUGCAUCAACCUCCUCAAAAGCCAAUUGAAUGUGAUUAACCUCAACUCCCCAACGGACUACCGCAAAAUCCCUCGCCCCCCAGCCGCAGUCUACCACCACCCUCUUGGCUCAGACGCAGAGGCCCACGCUCAAAAAUGGUUCGACUACCUAGGCGACCCAAUCAACGACCCACCCCACCCAGCAACCCAAGUAGUCUGGGGCCGCACAAUCCAAGUCCCCCUAGCAAGCGGCAAAGCCGCCAAAUUCACCUUCAAUCAGCUCAUCGGCUCAGCCACCGGUGCAGCAGACUACCUCGAGCUAGUCCGCCACUACAACGGCUUCAUCAUCACCGAUGUACCAGGCAUGAACCUCAACCAGCGCGAUCUAGCCCGCCGCUUCAUUACCUUUAUUGACGCAGUAUAUGAAAGUCGUGCGAAGCUCGUUCUUACAACCGAAGUUCCACUUACGAACCUCUUCCUCUCUGCGGAUGAUAUUAAGGAUUCGAUGAAGGCUGGGGACCAUUCUGAUCUGUCAGAUGCUAUGCGCAACCUCAUGGACGAUUUGGGUAUGUCUGUACAAGCGCUUAAGAACACGUCUAUUUUCAGUGGUGAUGAGGAGCGGUUUGCGUUUGCGCGUGCGUUGUCCAGACUUUCGGAGAUGGGCAGUAAGGAGUGGGUUGAGCGGGGAAUGGGCGUUGGAAUGGAUGAGCAGGGGAGCAAGGAGGAUCGGGAAGCUUGGUUGAAGACUCGGAGUCAUUGGAGUGAGGAUAACAUGUAG